CAUGUUUUUACUUUUACGGCCACCUGGUGGUUAUUUUAAAUCUUCAUGUUUGCCCCUAAGAAGAGCACUUUAUGGUAGAAACCAUAGACUGUAUAAAAAUAUAUACAGUCUAUGGAACAAACGCGUCCGCAUGUCCGCUUUGCUUCAAUAAGGACUUUUACUGUAAGUUUUUUCUAGUCUACUUACCUCCUGGAUCCUUGAAAAGUAUCUGCCAAACAUUGUUUUGAUCCAUCAUUUGACCCUUUGACCCACUCAUUCUUCAUGUUUUUUGUGCUCAAGCAAGGUUUACGUGUUCAUCAACAUUCCCUGCCGGUAUGAUCAGCUGAUACUUCUGCAUUCUGCAGGUGCUCUACAUGUAUCUCUGGUGCAAUCAAUAGACGAUCUACGAAGUAGGAAGUAGUCUAUGGCUGGAAAGGAAUACAUUGGGGGAACUCGUAACUUUUGUGAUAGUUAGCAACAUUUAAAGUUAGAGAUUAUAUUGUUUACCUACAUCGACAGAUUAAAUGGGUGAUGAUUGUAUUUUCUGCAUAAUAUCAAAAGGCGAAGACAAAGAAACAGAAAUCCUUAAACAGAAUGAAGAAUUGGUGUGUUUCCGAGACAUUUGUCCUGUUGCCCCCCAUCACUACCUUGUUAUACCCAAAGAACAUUUUGUCAGCUGUCAGUCUUUACAAUGGCAUCACUGCAGUCUUGUUGAGAGAAUGGCUGAAUUGGGCAAAGCUGUUUUACAAGAACAAGGGGUUAGUGACAUGACAGACAUUAGGUUGGGUUUUCAUAUACCUCCAUACACUUCAGUGGAUCACCUCCAUCUUCAUGUAGUUGCUCCCUUAAAUCAGAUUUCAAAGUAUAUGCUUUAUAAAUUCACCCCUGGUGAACGAUUUAUAGAGGCUGACCAUUUUCAGAAAAUUCUGUCCAAAGUUGAAACAUGCUGCUGCUGGCCUGGCUGAAGGACUACACGAUAUUGAUGAAGACAAAUGCUAGAAUCGUGCAAAUAUGAUUAUACUCCGAGCAAGGGCACCGACUGUAGUAAUGCAAUAUUUCCAUAUUUUGUGAGAUUUAAGCUUUUAUACCUAAUUUAUAAUGAAUUAAAGAAUAUUUCCCGUAAA
Boleophthalmus pectinirostris (great blue-spotted mudskipper) is the source of this 1103-nucleotide messenger RNA. RefSeq names its product adenosine 5'-monophosphoramidase HINT3-like. The transcript has 5 exons. The record is from RefSeq and is a predicted model, not a curated record. Bases 504 to 944 code for a protein of 146 amino acids. Lineage: Eukaryota; Metazoa; Chordata; Actinopteri; Gobiiformes; Gobiidae. Gene Ontology annotation, molecular function: catalytic activity.